AUGGAGGACUCGCAGUUGCCACUGGUGCGCUCGGCGGAGAAUGCGUAUGAUGCAUGGUCGCGUCUGGAGGGACACUACGAGAAGAAGAGCUUGGCUAAUAAGCUCUUUCUUCGUCGCCGUUUCUUCACGACAACGAUGGGAGAAGGUGAUGACGUGCUAGAGCACAUCAACAAGCUCAAGACCAUGGCGGAGCAACUCGACGCGGUUGGUGCUCCGGUCAGCGAAGACGACUUGGUCAUCACUCUUUUGGCCAGUCUCAGCGAGUCCUGUCAGUUCCUGAUAACGGCGCUGGAGUCAAGAUCCGACUCGCUGACAUGGGAUUUAGUGACGUCUCGGCUGAUGCAUGAAGACCUGAAGCGCAAGGAGCAAGGUGGCGAAGUCUAUGGAUCCGUGCAUGGGCAAGCUCAAGCGUUCAUGUCAAGAGACAACAAGCGAAACGGACGACCAGGUAAGAAGACUGGUGCGUGCCACAAGUGUGGGAAACAAGGACAUUGGAUCGCGGAGUGCCCCUCGCGGAUUCAAGAAGACGCGGAACGACAUCGAUUCCAGCGUGCGAACGUGGCGCAAGAUGAAGAUCUUGGCAAAUAUCUGUUUUCUGUUGGUGGUGAAGUCGCCAAGUCGAGUAACGUGUGGCUGGUCGACUCGGGUGCGACGCAGCACAUGACGAGCUCCAAGAAGUUCAUGAAGAACUACAAGGUCUUCAAUCCGGCCGAUGUGCACUUGGCAGACGAUGGUGUCGUUCAAGCGAUCGGAAAAGGCGACAUCGUGAUGUCAAUGAAGACGCCACGCGGUACCAAGAAAGGUGUGCUCACGGACGUGUGUAUCCCGAUGUUAUCGCGUAAUCUGUUCUCCGUGGGUAGAUUCACCAAGGACGUCGGGCCAGUCACAUUCGAAACCAACGGAUGCUUCGCGAAGACGAAAGUUGUCAAGUGGAAGCUCGGUGCUCGCGAAGGCAAAUGGCUUUUCAAACUCUGCAUGACGCCCGAAGCGUCUAACGGGAAAGCAGAUCGAUUUGAAGAGAUCAAGAGUGGUCGUGUGCUGGUCAGCCGCGACGCACAGUUUAUGGAAGACGUCUUCGAUAGUGGAAGACGCGACUAA
Molecule: messenger RNA, 1098 nt
Organism: Peronospora matthiolae
Lineage: Eukaryota; Oomycota; Peronosporomycetes; Peronosporales; Peronosporaceae
Source: the annotation of a GenBank genome assembly